UCGUUAGAUGUCGCGAUGGCAGCCUUGACGUGCUUGCACACGUUUCGUAGUUACGGUUUGAACAAAUUAUCGUUUCCGCUUAGUUUACUCGCUAAACAACUUUUAAGCAGCUGUAAUACACAAUUAGUAAAGCACAAAACACCUAAAUUAACAAUGUCUUUCACGACUGUGGAACGCGGUGCUCCCAAUUCAACCGAGUUUAAAAUUUACUUCAAAAAUGAAGAAACAGCAAUCUCACCUAUGCACGACAUUCCUCUUUAUGCAAAUGAAGCCAAUAAAGUAUUACAUAUGGUGGUUGAAGUGCCAAGAUGGACCAAUGCUAAAAUGGAAAUAAAUUUAAAAGAACCUUUGAAUCCUAUUAAACAGGAUAUUAAAAAUGGAAAGCUUCGUUUCGUCGCUAAUUGCUUUCCUCAUCACGGGUAUAUUUGGAAUUAUGGAGCUUUGCCUCAGACUUGGGAGAAUCCAGAAGUACUAGACGAAGCUACUGGGUUCAAAGGAGAUAAUGAUCCAAUUGAUGUACUUGAAAUUGGAUACCGGGUGGCUAAAAGAGGUGACGUAUUGAAAGUAAAAGUUUUGGGAACUGUAGCUCUUAUCGAUGAAGGUGAAACUGAUUGGAAAAUUAUAGUAAUCGACGUUAAUGAUCCACUUGCUGAACAAAUGAAUGAUAUUGCCGACGUUGAUAAAUUCUAUCCAGGCUUGUUAAAAGCAACAAUCGAAUGGUUUAAGAUUUAUAAAAUUCCUGACGGUAAACCAGAAAACCAAUUUGCUUUUAAUGGUGAGGCGAAGCCCCGUGAUUUCGCAUUGCACAUUAUUGAAGAGGUACACGAGCAUUGGAAAAAUCUAAUCAGUCGUGAUAGUGAAACUCCGGGAAUAUCAUGUGCAAACCUAACUGUAGAAGGUAGCCCAUUUAAAAUUGAUGCGAGUGCUGCUGAGGAAAUUUUAAAAAAUGCACCUGAACCAUGCGAAUCACAAAGUUUAGAGCCCGUUGUUGAUAAGUGGCAUUACGUGCAUCUCAAGUGAGAAUAUUUGUGUUUUCAACAUGAAGAACGGAGCAAGAUAACAUCUGAGAUAGUUUAUUUGCUGAAUAAUAAUUCUCAUUUUCCCAUAUAUUUAUUAUGCGCUUAAAUAUCUUCUGCUAUGUAAAAAAAUUCAUCUCCUGAUUCAUUAUUAUCUUUUUCUAUUUGUAUUUAUUGCACUACAGGAGAAAAAUUAGACUAGAUAAGUAUUUCACUAUUGAACUAUUUUUCCGUUAAAAUAUCAAGGGGUUGUGACAUGCAUUUGUUAAAAAAAUAAAAGAAAAACUUUUGCAAAUUUAAAUAAAUUAAA
Molecule: messenger RNA, 1326 nt
Organism: Cotesia glomerata
Lineage: Eukaryota; Metazoa; Arthropoda; Insecta; Hymenoptera; Braconidae
Gene: Nurf-38
Product: inorganic pyrophosphatase
Exons: 8
Coding region: 16-1020 (334 amino acids)
Biological process (GO): phosphate-containing compound metabolic process
Cellular component (GO): cytoplasm
Molecular function (GO): inorganic diphosphate phosphatase activity; magnesium ion binding
Source: RefSeq, a predicted model, not a curated record